Molecule: messenger RNA, 4941 nt
Organism: Setaria italica (foxtail millet)
Lineage: Eukaryota; Viridiplantae; Streptophyta; Magnoliopsida; Poales; Poaceae
Product: ABC transporter C family member 4
Exons: 11
Coding region: 70-4659 (1529 amino acids)
Biological process (GO): transmembrane transport
Cellular component (GO): vacuolar membrane; plant-type vacuole
Molecular function (GO): ABC-type transporter activity; ATP hydrolysis activity; ATP binding
Source: RefSeq, a predicted model, not a curated record
AUGUGAACAGAAUCCCGGCGGAGAUUUCCCGACGAGCUCCUCGCACUCGCCGCCGAGGCAGCACAAGGGAUGAUGGCGCUCCCCUGGUGGCUCGCCACCACGGCGUGCGCUGCGCCGCCGCCCGGCCACGGCUCCCUUGCCGACUUGCUCGCGUUCGUGCUCCUCUCCCCGUGCCCGCAGCGCGCGCUCGUCGGCGCCGUCGACCUCGUGUUCCUCGCCGCAUGCCUCGUACUCCUCGCCCGCCGCCCCCGCAGUGGAGGAGGCUCGGCUGUGGCGGCAGCGGCUCCUCCCGAACGCGAGGCGCUGCUGCAGAAGCCGAGUCAUCACCCUUCGCCGCCGCCCUUCCGCUACGUGGUCUCGCUCGGGGCCUCCGCGGUCUUGGCGGCGGCGUCAGUCGUCCUCCUCGCGCUCGCGAUCCUGCUCCUGCCGAGUACGCCGUGGCGCGCCGCGGAGGCAGCCUUCCUCUCCGUCCACGCCGUCGCGCACGGAGCGGCCGCGUGGACCGUCGCCACGUCGCGGAGAGCAGGAGCUGCCCAAGGCGCGCACCAGGCCCACCUCCGCGUGUUCUGGCUCGCCACCGCGCUCGGCGCUGUGCUCUUCUCGGCCUCAGCGGUUGUCCGCGGCGCCGACGGCUCGCUGAUCUUCCCGGACGAUGUUCUCGCCUUCGCCGGCCUGCUCGUCUCGCUGCCACUGGCAUACGUAGCGGCCACUGGCUUCACCGGCCAUGGCACCGGCGCGGGAGACUGUGAACCAGAGCACGCCGGCGAGGAGGCGCCUGCGUCGCCCUACGUCGCCGCGUCGUUCCUCUCGCGCGCGACGUUCAGCUGGAUCAUCUCCCUCAUCAACAAGGCCUACGCAGCCGAGUCACUCAUCGCCGACGACGUGCCACCGGUGCCCCCCGGCCUCCGCGCCGAGGCCGCUCACGACCUGUUCAUGUCCAACUGGCCGGCGUCGCCGGCGUCGCGGCACCCGGUGGGCGUCGCGCUGUGGCUGUCUUUCUGGCCGCGGCUCGUGCUUACCGCGUUUCUCGGCCUUGCGCGCCUCGCGGCCAUGUACGUCGGCCCGUCGCUCAUCGACCAGUUCGUCGAGUUCAUCCGCCGCGGCGGGACGCCAUGGGAGGGCCUCCGGCUCGUCCUCAUCCUGCUCGUCGGCAAGGCGGUCCAGACGCUUGCGUCGCACCACUACAACUUCCAGGGCCAGCUCCUGGGCAUGCGCAUCCGCGGCGCGCUGCAGACGGCGCUCUACCGCAAGUCGCUGCGCCUCACCGCCGGCGCCCGCAGAGCGCACGGCGCCGGCUCCAUCGUCAACUACAUACAGGUGGACGCCGGGAUCGUCUCGUUCGCCAUGCACGGGCUCCACGGCCUGUGGCUGAUGCCGCUGCAGAUCGUGGUGGCUCUGCUGCUCCUCUACACCUACCUCGGUCCCGCCGUGCUCAUGACGCUCGCCGUGAUCACCGCGGUGACCGUGAUCACCGCGUUCGCCAACAAGUUCAACCUGUCGUACCAGCUCAAGUUCCUUGGCGUCCGGGACAGCCGAGUCAAGGCCAUCACCGAGAUGCUCAACCACAUGCGCGUCAUCAAGCUGCAGGCGUGGGAGGAUACAUUCGGUGGCAAGGUCCGCGACAUCCGGCGGGACGAGCUCGGGUGGCUCGCCAAGAUCAUGCUCUUCAUGUGCGCCAACACGGUGGUGUUCUCGAGCGGCCCGCUCGCCAUGACGGUGCUCGUGUUCGGGACCUACAUCGCCUCCGGCGGGCAGCUCGACGCCGGCAAGGUGUUCACGGCCACGGCGUUCUUCCGCAUGCUGGAAGGCCCCAUGCAGAACUUUCCCCAAACGAUCGUCAUGUCCAUGCAGGCGUUCGUGUCGCUCGGCAGGCUGAACAAGUUCCUGACGGACGCCGAGAUCGACACGACGGCCGUGGAGCGCGUCGAGAGCGGCGGCGCUGAGGACACGCCGGUGGCCGUCGAGGUGCAAGGCGGCGUGUUUGCGUGGGACGUGCCGGCAAGCGAGGAGAUGAGGAGCAGCGACAGCCAGGCCCGCCUUGGCGUGGAAGAGAAUGGCCAAGGAAAUGGGUCGGCGGAGUUGGUGACAGUACUGAAGGGGAUUGAUGUUGAGGUGAGGAGGGGUGAGCUCACGGCGGUGGUCGGGACGGUGGGCUCUGGCAAGUCAUCGCUGCUGUCGUGCAUCAUGGGAGAGAUGCACAAGGUCUCCGGCAAGGUUAGCAUAUUUGGAAGCACAGCAUAUGUUGCCCAGACCGCUUGGAUCCGAAAUGGAACCAUUCAAGAGAACAUUUUAUUUGGAAAGCCAAUGCACCUUGAGAGAUAUUCAGAAAUCAUACAUGCUUGCUGCCUGGAAAAGGAUUUGGAAAUGAUGGAGUUUGGUGACCAGACUGAAAUAGGUGAGCGAGGGAUCAAUCUCAGCGGGGGUCAGAAGCAACGCAUUCAGCUUGCAAGAGCAGUUUAUCAAGAUUGCGAUAUAUAUCUUCUUGAUGACAUCUUUAGUGCAGUUGAUGCUCAUACUGGAUCAACUAUUUUCAUGGAAUGUCUGAAAGGCAUGCUCAAGAAUAAGACCGUGUUGCUUGUGACUCACCAAAUGGACUUCUUGCAAAAUGUGGAUACUAUAAUUGUAAUGAAAGAUGGGUUAGUCAUCCAGUCAGGGAUCUAUGGUGAGUUAUUAGCAUCGUGCCCUGAUUUUUCAGAUCUUGUUGCUGCUCAUCAUAGUUCCAUGGAGACAACAGGGGAACAAGGUUGCCAUGUUCAGAACACAGAGAGCUCUCAGGCUUCCACAGGAUCUGUAGAUGUCCCAUCUAUCAACUCGAAAUCCAAUGACGAAAAUGGUGAAACAACUGGCACUGCGAUAAACAAAGAAGCAGGUUCUUCUAAGUUGAUCAAGGAAGAGGAAAAGGAGAGUGGCCGAGUAAGCUGGCGUGUGUACAAGCUAUACAUGACACAGGCUUGGGGAUGGUGGGGAGUUGUGGUCAUUUUAGUUGUGACACUACUGUCAGAGGGCUCCAGUAUGGCUAGUAACUACUGGCUGUCAUAUGAAACAUCAGGUGGCCCUGUAUUUGACACUACCAUAUUUCUUGGUGUUUAUGCUUCAAUAGUUGCUACUACGAUUAUAUUGGAAAUGAUCACCACUAUUAUUGUGACAUUCUUGGGGCUUCAAUCAGCACAGGCCUUUUUCAACAAGAUGUUUGACAGCAUUCUAAGAGCUCCAAUGUCAUUUUUUGACACCACUCCUUCAGGAAGGAUCCUAAGCAGGGCAUCAUCGGACCAAUCAAAAAUUGAUACUUCCCUUGUGUUCUAUGUUGGGUUUGCCACAUCAAUGUGCAUUUCUGUGGUUACCAACAUUGCUGUUACUUGCCAAGUUGCAUGGCCGUCAGUCAUAGCAGUGCUUCCUCUACUGCUUUUGAACAUCUGGUAUCGGAAUCGUUAUAUUGCAACAUCCCGAGAGCUUACUCGUCUUCAAGGAGUAACAAGGGCGCCGAUUAUUGAUCACUUUACAGAAACCUUUUUGGGUGCCCCAACUGUAAGGUGCUUCCGAAAGGAGGACGAGUUCUACCAGACAAACCUGGACAGGAUCAAUUCGAAUUUGCGCAUGUCUUUCCAUAAUUAUGCAGCUAAUGAGUGGCUUGGAUUUCGCCUGGAGCUAAUUGGCACACUUAUAUUGUCUAUAACCGCUUUUCUCAUGAUCAGUUUGCCUAGCAAUUUCAUCAAGAAAGAAUUUGUCGGCAUGUCCCUUUCCUAUGGCCUUUCUCUUAACUCCUUAGUAUACUACACAAUUUCCAUAAGCUGUAUGAUCGAAAAUGAUAUGGUAGCUGUAGAGAGGGUGCAUCAGUAUAGUACCCUCCCUUCUGAGGCAGCAUGGGAGGUUGCAGAUUGUCUUCCCUCAUCAAAUUGGCCCAGCCGAGGAGAUAUUGAUGUGAAAGAUCUGAAGGUUCGGUAUCGUCAAAAUACACCUUUAAUCUUGAAAGGUAUUACUGUAAGUAUUAAGAAUGGGGAAAAGAUUGGAGUUGUGGGAAGGACUGGCAGCGGCAAGUCGACUUUAGUCCAGGCUUUAUUCAGGAUUGUGGAGCCUGCAGAAGGCCGAAUCAUCAUCGAUGGUGUUGAUAUCUGCACUUUGGGGCUUCAUGAUCUAAGGUCUCGCUUUGGUGUGAUUCCCCAAGAACCUGUGCUCUUUGAAGGAACUGUAAGAAGCAACAUAGACCCAACUGGGCAGUAUUCUGAGGCUGAAAUAUGGCAGGCCCUCGAGCGUUGCCAGCUAAAGGAUAUAGUAGCUUCAAAACCAGAGAAGCUUGAUGCACUAGUUGCCGACAUGGGGGAGAACUGGAGUGUAGGGCAGAAGCAGCUCCUCUGCUUUGGCCGUGUUAUACUGAAACGCAGCCGGAUCCUCUUCAUGGAUGAGGCAACAGCUUCGGUUGAUUCUCAAACAGAUGCAGCUAUCCAGAGGAUCAUCCGAGAGGAAUUCGCCGAAUGCACCGUCAUCAGCAUUGCCCACCGUAUACCGACUGUAAUGGACAGCGACCGAGUUCUGGUGUUGGAUGCAGGGCUAGUGGCUGAGUUUGACGCACCCUCCAAGCUGAUGGGGAGGCCGUCACUCUUUGGUGCCAUGGUUAAGGAGUACGCAAGUCGUUCUUCCAGCUCGAAGGAAACGGAUGGAUGAGAGAGACCGUGUCGACCCGACAAAGACAGCAGUAUAAGGAGAAAUUUAGGCACAUUAGCAUACACAGCAUCUAACGAAAGGAAAAAUAAACUGUAGUAGGAGUAAGCUUGCAAGCACAAAGCGUUGUAUUUCCCUGUUGCCACUAAAUGAGCAAAUUACAUGUCGCAACAUGUCUUAUCUUACAUAGAACUGCACAAUUUGGUUAACACUCGAAGUCUUGAACACUUCCGUUUCCCUCCAUUUUUUGUAUCUGAUGAAUGCUUGGUCGGAGGCAUCCAUGAA